Messenger RNA from Zonotrichia albicollis (white-throated sparrow), 4740 nucleotides. It is a transcript of the gene ADAR, whose product is annotated as adenosine deaminase RNA specific. The record is from RefSeq and is a predicted model, not a curated record. Gene Ontology annotation, molecular function: double-stranded RNA adenosine deaminase activity; adenosine deaminase activity; tRNA-specific adenosine deaminase activity. Gene Ontology annotation, biological process: adenosine to inosine editing; RNA processing. Lineage: Eukaryota; Metazoa; Chordata; Aves; Passeriformes; Passerellidae. Gene Ontology annotation, cellular component: nucleolus; cytoplasm.
GGCCGCGGGCGGGGUUCGGGCCCCCACGGGCCUGCGUGUGUCCCUCCGGGCCCCCGUGUCUCGCUGCGGCCACCGGUCCCGGUGGCACCGGGGGCCCGGGCCGCACAGGCCGUGGUGCGGUCUCCAGCGCAGGCAGCCCCGCGGUGUGACCGUGUCCGGGCUCCCCAAGGUCCCUGUCGGGACCGGCUUCCACAGGGCGGAUAUAAAUAAAAGCCUCGACUCCCGGCUUUUAGUGCUCGCCGCCCUGUCUCCCAGCCCACCCUCCGGGCUCGGGGGCCUCGUCCGGUGCCGCCACUCCCGCCGUGGGUGCCGGGGAACGGGGUUUGACACGGGUGCAGGCAGCAGCCGUCCUGCCGCGGUACCCGGGUGGCCUUUGGGGUGUAGCUGAAGGGGGCAGGCGUUCCCUGGGCAGGUGCUCCCGCAGCCCCUCCCUCAGCCCGCGGACCGGGACCCCGUCCCGGCGGCAGCUCCUGAGCGGCGGGGCUGCAGCGCCACAGGGACCGGCGGAAGGAGCUGCCCUGCCCGGUUCCCCUUCCCGCCGUCGGUACGGACCCUGCUGAUCGCUGCCGAAGCCCAGAGCCCGGCUGGGAAAGCCCCAAACCCGGCCGGCCCCCGCUGCGAGCUCCCUGGGCGGGGCGGAGCGGAGCGGCUGCUGCGGGAAACGAAACUGAAACGGAGCUUGCAGCCAUCUUAGCGCUGUCCCGGUGCCGCUUCUGCGGCUCGGCCUUUCUUUUUUUUCCCCUCUAUUUUCUCAUAAAAUAAUUUGGCGUGCGGAUGAGACUGAGGGCGGGAGAGUGCGGAGUGAGUGGCGGCUCCUGUCCCGGCUCAGCAGCAGCCUGGCUCCCCCGCGUGUCCCAGCAGUGCGCUAUGAGCAGAGGCGCUGGGCGAGGCAGAGGCUCCUGUCUCACCCAGCCGAGGCACCACUACCCCAGCACUAACCGAGGUCCUUUUAACCACCCUCGUACCCUACAAGAAACUAACCAGGAAAGCUUUUUACGCCAGCGCUUCCUAGCAGAGCAGGACGCUGAAGUCUCUGUGUUGCAGGGACAGGGAUCACACAAGGAGUGGCGCACCAGAGGCGGGCGAGCUGCGGCACCGGCUCCUGCAGGCAGAGGUCAGCCCAGCGCUGCCGGCCGUAGCUUCUUCUCCAGCCAACAUCCGCGGCUUGGGACUGUGCCUCGCUACUGCCCUCCGCAGCACCAUCGGCAGGAGAGCUCCCGGAGAGAGUCUGACGCUGUGAGGCUGAAUUUUCAGAGACUGUCUCUUGCUGGGCAGAACUAUGAAGGAGAAAUUCUGAGUGUUUUCAGGCAGCUCGGGGAGGGGAGGACUUGCACGGCUCAUGAGCUGGCACGUAAACUUAGAACUCAAAAGAAAGAGGUCAACCGUGUUUUGUAUAAACUCCUCAAAGAAGGGAAGUUGCACAAAGAGGGAGAGACACCACCACUGUGGAGGGUUGCCAGCCCUGGUUCAGGGAGAGAUAGAAGCCCCACUGACCACAGUGCCACCUGCACAGAUCCAGCAAAUUGUGAGAGCAGAGGGGGAGAGCGGAGCGCGUUUGGCUUGGGAGACACAGAGAUGGCUGAGACAAAGGAGAAAAUCUGCAACUACUUGUACAGUGUGGCAGAAACAACAGCUCUCAAUCUUGCCAAGAACAUUGGGUUUUCCAGAGCCAAGGAUGUUAAUGCAUUUCUUAGUGCUCUGGAAAAGCUGGGGGAUGUCCACAAGCAGAAUGCAACUCCACCACGGUGGUCCCUGACAGACAGGAAACGUGAGAGGAUGCAGAUGAGGAUGAAGGCCAGCACAAUAAUGCAGAUGGCAGAUGCCACACCUCCUGGGUCAGGUCUUCCCUCUUCCUUUGUCCCACCACGUCCUCCAGAGGUGACUGCAGCUUCACCAGCAGCGGUAAAAGAAGAAGAAGAAGAAAGUGCAGAAAAUGGGCAGCAGCCUUUGGGGCAGGCUGGUCAGGGCAAUGUCAGUGACACAGAAGCAGAUGCAUCUGAGGACACUAAGCCUGACUUCUCCAGUUUGAAUAAUUAUGAUAACUCAGAAAACAGCACAUGGACCACAGAUGAUAUCCCGGAUAAUCUGAAUGCAAUCAGCAAGCAGCCUGAUAAGUCAGAAGGCAUCAUGAAUUCUCAGUCUUCCCCCAGUUAUGCUGCCCAGUUUGAAACUGCUUUGCCAUGUACACCUGUAGAGAAACUGAUGGCUUGUCAGGAGAAGAACCCAGUGAGUGGCCUUACAGAAUAUUCCCAGUACACAUACCAACACUGUGAUUUCAUCAUGCUGGAGCAGAAUGGACCCUCUCAUGAGCCACGGUUUAAGUUCCAGGUCGUGAUCAACGGCCGCCGAUUCCCUCCAGCAGAAGCAGGGAGCAAAAAAUUGGCCAAGCAGGAGGCAGCAGCUAAUGCCAUGAGGGUCCUGAUGAGUGAAGUGGAGAAUGGAAGGCAAGGUGGAAUUAAAUGUGAGGAGCCAUUACCCUCCAACAGCUCAGAACCAGACCUGCCUUUGCAGCUGGAGCCAGAGCUGUCAUCUGCAGCAGCUCCCCUCAAUCUGCUUCCUGGGAAGCACCCUAUCAGCAUAUUAAUGGAGUAUGGUCAAAAAUCAGGGAACAUCAUUGAAUUCCAGCUGCUCUCUCAGGAAGGCCCACCUCAUGAUCCUAGGUUCAGCUACUGUGUGAAAAUGGGUGACCAAAUUUUCCCUGCUGUGGUAGGAAACAGCAAGAAGGGAGCAAAGCAAAUGGCAGCAGAAGUUGCUGUGAAGAUUCUUUCUGGAGAGUCUGUACCCCAUGUCUUGCCUGAACAGCCUGUUGUGAAGCCCCUCAGUGACCAGUCCAUGCACAAUAUUGCUGCUCCAGAUGAAUCCAAAGUGGUGAAAACAAAGGGUGUUGGGGAGCUCAUCAAAUAUCUGAAUGUCAAUCCUGUCAGUGGCCUGCUGGAAUACGCCCGUUCCAACGGGUUUGCUGCAGAGUUCAAACUCAUUGACCAGUCAGGACCUCCCCAUGACCCCAAGUUUGUGUAUCAGGCAAAGGUUGGAGGCCGCUGGUUCCCAGCUGUGACUGCACACAGCAAGAAGCAGGGCAAGCAGGAGGCAGCUGAUGCAGCUCUCAGAGUCCUCAUUGGGGAAUCAGAGAAGACCGAGCGCAUGGAAGGGAUGAGCAUCACUGAGCUCCCUGUGAGUGGCAGCACCCUGCACGAUCAGCUGGCCAUGCUGAGCCACCAGCGCUUCAACUCGCUCACUGCUCGCCUCCAGCACAGCCUGCUGGGCCGCAAGAUCCUGGCUGCCAUCAUCAUGAGGAGAGGAGAUCAGGGCCUGGGAGUGGUGGUCAGCAUUGGAACAGGUAAUCGCUGUGUGAAAGGAGAAGAGCUGAGCUUGAAGGGGGAGACAGUGAAUGACUGUCAUGCAGAAAUCAUUUCUCGAAGAGGCUUUGUGAGGUUUCUUUACAGUGAGCUGAUGAAGUAUGACCCAUCUAAUCCUUCCUCUGCAGAAGAGAGCAUUUUUGAGCAAGCAGGACAGAAACUCAAAAUAAAGAGCAGUGUUACCUUCCACCUCUAUGUCAGCACAGCACCAUGUGGGGAUGGAGCACUCUUUGAUAAAUCCUGCAGUGAUCAGCCAAAUGAAAUGGGACAUACCCAACAUCAGCCUCUCUUUGAGAACCUCAAGCAAGGCAAGCUGCGGACCAAGGUGGAAAACGGGGAAGGCACCAUUCCUGUGGAGUCAAGUGACAUUGUGCCCACGUGGGACGGGAUCCAGCACGGGGAGCGCUUACGGACCAUGUCCUGCAGUGACAAAAUCUUACGCUGGAAUGUUCUGGGCUUGCAAGGGGCAUUGCUGUCACACUUCCUGGAGCCAGUUUAUCUCCACUCUGUGACACUUGGUUACUUGUACAGCCAGGGUCACUUGACCCGUGCCAUCUGCUGCCGUAUGGAGAGGGAUGGGAGCACUCUGAAGGAAAAGCUCCAGGCUCCAUAUCACAUCAACCACCCUGAGGUUGGGCGAGUCAGCGUGUACGACUCUGCAAGGCAGACGGGCAAGACCAAGGAGUCAUCAGUGAACUGGUGUCUUGCUGAUGAAGGCGAAGUGGAAAUCUUGGAUGGCACCAAAGGGAAAGUAGAUGGUGUGAAGCUGGAGGUGUCUCGUGUGUCCAAGAGGAAAAUGUUCACCCUGUUCCAGCAGCUCUGUGCAAAGAACAACCGCAAAGACCUGCAGGGUUUCUCUGUGUACUCAGAUGCCAAGGAGGCAGCCACAGCUUACCAGGCAGCCAAGCAGAGCUUCUUCAGCACGCUGGAAGAGCUGGGCUACGGCAGCUGGAUCCGCAAACCCCAAGAGGAAGAAAAUUUCUCUGUCCUUGAUGUGUAAGGAAGCAUUCUGCAAGGACUGGGGGGUGAAUGUGCACAGGCUGUGCUCAUCCUCCUUUCACCACGUUUUUGGAGUGGGUUCAGGACUGUGCAGUGGUUUCCUCGUAGGCCUGGCUGCCUUGUCACUGUCACUCAGAGCCUGUGUUUUUAAAAUGUGCAUGUAAAUGAUUCUCCUGUUUUUUAAAGCAAGGGCAGGCUCAGUCCCCAUUUGCUUUUUUAUAGUUUUGUCCUCCCCGUUUAUUGUUUUUUAAAGAAGGCACGAGAAACCAGAGGAAUUUUCAAGACUGUGAGCUUGAAACCUUUGGACCAUGUACUGCAAAUCCCUCUGGCAGGUUUUGAGGCAAAUUUUCUCCUUUGAGAUUAAAAAAAAAAGAAAAGCUCAGGC